Molecule: messenger RNA, 975 nt
Organism: Erigeron canadensis
Lineage: Eukaryota; Viridiplantae; Streptophyta; Magnoliopsida; Asterales; Asteraceae
Product: polyubiquitin 11
Exons: 2
Coding region: 114-809 (231 amino acids)
Biological process (GO): protein ubiquitination; modification-dependent protein catabolic process
Cellular component (GO): cytoplasm; nucleus
Molecular function (GO): ubiquitin protein ligase binding; protein tag activity
Source: RefSeq, a predicted model, not a curated record
AAUCUACUCACAAUUUCAUAUCCUAUACGAUACGAUUCAUACGUUCGAAAAUCAAUCUUCUCUUAAACAAACGAAAUAAAACCCCCUAAUUUCAUUUUACUCAAUCAAGAAACAUGCAGAUCUUCGUCAAGACAUUGACAGGGAAAACCAUCACUUUGGAGGUCGAAAGCUCUGACACUAUUGACAAUGUCAAAGCAAAGAUUCAAGAUAAGGAAGGUAUCCCCCCAGACCAGCAGAGAUUGAUCUUUGCUGGUAAGCAGCUUGAAGAUGGCAGAACGUUGGCAGACUACAACAUCCAAAAGGAGUCGACCCUCCAUCUGGUCCUCCGUCUUCGUGGUGGUAUGCAGAUCUUUGUGAAGACAUUGACGGGAAAAACCAUCACUUUGGAGGUUGAGAGCUCUGAUACCAUUGACAACGUCAAGGCUAAGAUCCAAGAUAAGGAAGGAAUUCCACCAGACCAGCAGAGGUUGAUUUUUGCUGGCAAACAGCUUGAGGAUGGACGUACUUUGGCCGAUUAUAACAUUCAGAAGGAGUCUACCCUCCAUCUGGUUCUUCGUCUUCGUGGUGGAAUGCAGAUUUUUGUUAAAACUUUGACAGGAAAAACCAUCACUUUGGAGGUGGAGUCUUCUGAUACUAUUGAUAAUGUCAAGGCCAAGAUUCAGGAUAAGGAGGGGAUCCCACCAGACCAGCAGAGGCUCAUCUUUGCCGGUAAACAAUUGGAAGAUGGACGGACACUUGCUGAUUACAACAUUCAGAAGGAGUCUACCCUUCACCUUGUGCUCCGUCUUCGUGGUGGCUUGAGUUUCUAAUCCUCACUGGUGAUAAUGAUCACUGUGAAUGUUGCUGGUUAUCUAAGACGAUGAUUUCGUUUUAUGCUCUUUCUUUUUUCUUAUAAUAAUAAACGAUUUCUUUCAAUAUGUAUCUGAAGUAACUUUUAUUUUUAUGAUUAUGUUAUUACUUGGUGUUUGAUGGAUA